GCUUCCUUGCAUGCAUAUUCAAAUAGAUAGGGAUCGAGCAAAGAUUUGAGUGUAGCGCCAUCUUUGCCGCGAAUGCUAUCAAAAGCCAACAUGUGCUUAUAUUUAAAGUGAACAAAAAGGCGCACAAGUAAUCAAUUAAGUGAAGACCAUCGAUUUACAAGUUAAAAAUAUUUUGUUUGAUAGAUUUUACCUUUUCAAAGUUAAUUCAACAUGAUGCCCAGAAUGCGAAUGCCGAUGAGAGCACCACAUCCCAUGGGACCUGGACCCCACGGUCCUGGAGGUCAUCCAGGUGGUCCUCAUGGUCCCCCCAUGCCCCACCGUGCUCCUCACAUCCCUCCACAUGGCCGACCAGGACCACCUGGACACAUGGCUGGACCCCCACGCCAGUCUAUGGCACCCCCUCAGGCUAGUGUAGGCAGUGUCACCAAUGACCCAUCUACAGCUGGGGCUAGAGUGUUUGUAGGGAAUCUCAACACGAUAGCGCUGUCCAAGGAAGAAGUGGAGGCAAUCUUCAAACGUUAUGGGGCAGUGACAGGACUGUCUAUGCACAAGGGUUAUGCUUUCAUACAGUAUGCCAGACAGGCUGAUGCUAGGAGGGCAUGUAUUAAUGAAGAUGGGAAAAUGUAUGCCAACCAAACUUUAGAUAUAAAUAUUGCAUCAGAACCAAAACAUCGGCAAACAGCAGUUACAAAUGUUGUCAAGAAGACAUCUACAAGUUUUCAAAGUACUACAGCUAAAUCUGUGGGAGUAAAUCGAACGCUAAGUGGAGGAGGACCCCCUGCCAAGAAAAUGAGGACGGACACGCAGAUAAGUGGUGGCAUUAAAAGAACACUGGUCAGUCUUACCUCUGGGGACAUGGGCACUGUAGCCAAGACUGGCCUCAACAAGAGUUCAAAUGCUGUGACCUCCAGUGCUGGCAAGGUCACGAUUGGAAAAGAUGUGCUGAUCUGUGGUGUUUGUAAAAGUCAGUUUGCCAGUCUCCACAGUCUGGCUCAACACAAGAAGACCCCAUGUCGCCUCAGGUUCUCCUGUAUAUGUAAAGAUGCACCGCCUCCAGAGAGCCCUGAGCCAGCCGUCUUGUUCUGUGCUCAUUGUGACGCCCAGUUUGCAGCAUGCUGGGAUCUUGUUCUCCACGCACAGCAGGAACACAGCCUAUCCAUCUACAAACAGGAAGGAGAGGAAAACACAGAAGUAGUUGUCGAGGAGGUGUUGGUCGCGGACGGAGAGGGAGAAGUCAACGGGGAGUGAGCAGGGAAUGUGUCAUCUCCCUGAGGGUGAGGAGAGUUCACUGUUUAUUGUCAAAAGUUCAUUUUACAGUCCUGGCCAGUGGCUAGCACAAACGACUCACAGGAUUUACAAGGGAGGUAACCAACACCUGGGAUCUGUAGCCACAAGCUGUAGUAAAUUGUUGCAAUUUUUGUUAUUAUUUGAUGAGCUUGUUCAAGGUAUCUGGUAUCUAUAAGUGUAUUGUACAUUUUGUUUUGCAUAAUUAGAAUAUUUUGUUGUGGGCACCAUUGUUCCUGUGUUGAGACGGGUAACACAUCCACUUAGUUGAUCAGAUGUGGAUUCAGAUGCUGAUUUUCAAACUUCGAGUGCAUAGAUUUAAGAUUGAGAAUUUUUUGAAUUGCAAUGAAUUCUUUUUCUGGCAAAUUGUCAGACUGAUCUAUUAAUUAAUCUGUAAUAUGAAUUUUGCUCUAUUACAAGCAUGUGUUGAGUCGAUUCUGUUAUUGCAAUAGCUCCAUGAUUUUAGAUGUAUAAAAGUGUUUAAAAAUACAAUGCCACAUUUUCCAUUAUGCCUUCAUGUUUAGUCUAAAGGGCGUUUUUGUUCAAACACUGAGUUUGUGUUCGGACAUUGAACUGUCCCAGCCAUUACUUCGAGGGGAGACCAUUGAUGUAAAUAUGGUAAUGUUACAUUUUUGUUUGGUGUAUUAUGACUAGGGUAUAUCAAGUGGAUUAUUUGAUGUGCAUUUAUCAAAUUGUUACUGUAGCAUAAACUUCUUGUAAAUGUUCAUUUCUCAUCAUGGAGUUCUCUUUGUAUGUAUGUAUAUAGAUGUUCAUUUCCCACCAUAGUAAAUCAUCCUUUAAUCAUAUUGGAAAUAAUAAUUAGGUCUAUCCUUUAAUAGAUAAUUACUUGUUAUUUUUUUUUGUAAAUCCGACCAAUGUCGAAAACAAUUUCACUGUGUGUGUAUCUCGAUAAUAUUGAUGAACUGUAGCAGUAAAGUCUUUGUUGUUCAUUCAGUCUUUUAUAACAAGUCCCAAAUGUGUUUUUUAGAUAGCGACGUCAAACAAUUAUUAUUUGUACAUUUUCAGUUAAUUAAAACUUUGUCAAUAUUUCACCUGUUGUCAAUGAUCCAUCUAUUGGUUUCUGUUUCAUUCUGUUAAUUGAUCAGCUAUUAAUUCAUUAUUGAUCGUUUGUUUUGACCCUUUUCAGUAAAUAGUUAAAUGAUUAUCAACGAUGACAUGUUAUUACCUGGUAAACAAGUAAUAUCUUCCGAUUUUGUAGAAUUUUGUUGGUACUGAUUUUUCAAGCUUUUCUUCAGGGAAGAACUUGUUUUGAGAAAGUAUUUAGUUAUAUGUUUAACAUAAAUUUUGUACCGUGCAACCUGUUACGUUUUAUGUCCAAAAAAUUCAUGGAAAAAGUUCAAAUUUUUGAAGAACAUUCUAAAUUGAAAAAUAUUUGAAUAGCUUGAAUUUUUGUAUCAAUUUCCCAUUAUUAAGUAAUGUGUUAUAUGUACCCUUUGUUCCACGAAUCUUUGUCGAAAGUAAUUUUGAUUUAUGUAUUUGUUAACAUAAAUUUUUUUCUCAAAUAAAAUAACAUCUAGGGACAAUUA
This is a messenger RNA of Mizuhopecten yessoensis (Yesso scallop), 2831 nucleotides long. Its product is annotated as heterogeneous nuclear ribonucleoprotein C-like 3. Bases 211 to 1248 code for a protein of 345 amino acids. The transcript is spliced from 8 exons. Gene Ontology annotation, molecular function: RNA binding. NCBI's taxonomy places the organism in Eukaryota, Metazoa, Mollusca, Bivalvia, Pectinida, Pectinidae. The record is from RefSeq and is a predicted model, not a curated record. Gene Ontology annotation, cellular component: nucleus.